This is a messenger RNA of Salvia splendens (bonfire salvia), 1111 nucleotides long. RefSeq names its product putative late blight resistance protein homolog R1A-10. NCBI's taxonomy places the organism in Eukaryota, Viridiplantae, Streptophyta, Magnoliopsida, Lamiales, Lamiaceae. Gene Ontology annotation, molecular function: ADP binding. The record is from RefSeq and is a predicted model, not a curated record. Bases 23 to 1111 code for a protein of 362 amino acids. The transcript has a single exon.
UUCCUUUGUUGAGAUCUGAAAAAUGGCAUACAAUCUUCAACCUCUCAUCACCAUUCUUGAAGGUAUCCUUGAUCCUGACCAAACACGAUGGAUUGUCGAUGAAAACAAUCCACAACUCCAAUCCCUGCUCGAUAAAGUUACUUUUCUUCAAAAGCUCCUUGAUAAAUCUUCACUCACACAACUAGACAGCCAAAUCAGAGAAGUAGCACAUCAAGCUGAAGACAUCAUUGAAUCCCACAUGGUUCGUCACAUACUCUCUGGAUCUAAUUGUGUGAGAUUUACCUCUUCCAAACCGUGUCCGAAGAAAGUAACACGGAAUCUUGAUUCUGUUUUGGAGCAAUCGGAGAAGCUCAUGGAGAUGGAGGAUAACAAGAUGCUUCAACAAGUUGAUUCUGCUAUGGAACAAGUGUUGAAGCCCAUGGAUAUGCUGCAUAGCAAUUCAUCGAGUUCCAAGUGUGUUGUGGUUGGAAUUGAUGAAGAUCUGAUGCAGCUCAAGGAUCGGCUAGCAGGGAUGCAAACAAAGCUGGAGAUGGUCCCCAUCGUUGGUAUGGGUGGAGUAGGUAAAACCACUCUUGCUCGAAAGCUUUAUGAAGAUCCACUGAUUGGUUAUCAAUUUGAUUAUCGUGCUUGGACCACUAUUUCACAAGAUUACAAUAUGCAAAAAAAUCUCUUAAGCCUUAUUAGUUGCAUAAUCGGAAAAGAAGAAUGUGAUCAACAUAAGCAAAAGGGAAGGCAUGAGUUAAAAGUUAUGUUGCAUAAGAGCUUGUAUGGUAGAAAGUACUUGAUUGUAUUAGAUGAUAUAUGGAGUACCAAAUUCUGGGAUGAGAUAAAGAUGUACUUUCCAGAUAACAACAAUGGGAGCCGCAUUAUGAUCACAACUAGGGAAUCUGGUGUGGCGUACUAUGUAGACUCGUUGAGUGCGCAACAUCAGGUGCAGUUGCUUAGUGAUUCUGAAAGUUGGAAUCUGCUUCACCAACUUGCAUUUGGAGAAGAGAAUUGCCCUAUUGUAUUACAAGAGGUUGGUCAAAAGAUUGGCGAAGGUUGUGGUGGGCUUCCUCUAGCUAUCAGUGUGGUUGGAGAGGGCUACUAUCUAAAACGGAAAGAUCAUUAG